AUGGCUCCAAAGAAAGUCGCCACCAGGAAGUCUUCCUCGAAAUCGACUCCGGACAAACAUUCUCUCCAUUACAAAACUCUGUUGCGGCGGAGAAGCAAUAUUCUUGGUUCGGCGGAACUCAUUCAGAAAUUCUAUACGGAAUUUACACCGGACCAGACAAAUCAAGUGGCAAUUAGGAUCACACACCUCGAUGACCUCUGGGAAAAGUUCGAGUGUGUUCAGGAGGAAAUCGAGGUACUCGAGAAUGAAGUGGAGAGUUUUUCGGAUACCCGGUUGCAGUUCCAAACAAUGUACUACGAGCUGAAGGCAGCGCUGCUAACCAUUCUGCCACAAACCACAACAGAGCAAAAUCCCAUCGUAACAGCUGUAGGACAUCAGCCUCUUGCUAACCACACACUAUCGGUGAAACUUCCUGAACUUCGCAUUCCGGAAUUUAGAGGAAAUCCGGAGGAGUGGAUUGAAUUUAGAGACCUUUUUAAAUCGGUGAUCCACACUAAUACUAAUCUUUCGGGAGUACAAAAGAUGCACUAUCUGCGCAGCUCCCUCAAGGGCGAAGCUGCCCGGCUAAUAGCUUCGUUUGCGAUAACAUCAGACAACUAUGCGCUCGCGUGGAAGACUAUCACCGAUCGUUAUGAAAAUGUCAACUUUCUCGUGAAGCAACAUAUGUCGGCGAUUCUAAAAAUCCCUUCCGCGCGCAAGGAUUCCGCUGCUAGUCUAGCUGAGGUUGCAGACGAAUUCAAUCGUCAUGUUGGUAUUUUGGACAAGCUGGAAGAACCGGAGAGUCACUGGAACUCCUUUCUAGUGGAACGACUGAGCAGUCUACUGGACGAAAAAUCGCUGUUGGAAUGGGAGAACAGGUGUAAGGACGAAGAAGCACCUCAGUAUAGUGACUUGCUAGAGUUUAUCCAUAAAAGAUCGCGUACGCUGCAAAAAUGCAAGAUCGUUAGUGGUACGCCCUCUACAGGCUUUAACUCUAAAAUGAAUAAGGGAAAACCGUUUUCGUCUCAUGUGGCCUCCGACAAUGUUCCAAGAUGCCCAGGAUGUAAACAGCCACAUAUGGUAACCCAAUGCGAAACCUUCCUUAGGCAAACACCCAACAAACGCCUUGAAUUUGCAAAAACUCAUCGCUUAUGUAUAAAUUGCUUGCGCGGUGGGCAUAUGGCCAGGGAUUGUAACAGCAGUCUGUGCAGAACGUGUGCUAAAAAACACCACACUUUGCUGCACCUACCACCAUUAGCAACGGUACCACACGGAGAGGAAAAGCAUUCGUCAGCUGUCACCCAAGCAGCAACGGCUAUCUGUACAAAUGAGGAGCACAGCACUUCGCCGUUGGUAGUGGAGGAACAAUCGCAUAUGUCACCUGCCAAUCGUGUCGCAUUAGAACCAGCUUGCUCGUAUCACCCACAUGGAAAUGUUACGACUCUUACUGAAUCCAAUGAGCGCCAGGAUAACGUCGUCUUUCUAUCAACAGCUGUUGUUGGUAUUCAGGAUAUCAGUGGUAAAACUCAUCAUACCAGAGCCUUGUUGGAUAGUGGAUCUCAAUCCAAUUUUAUUUCGGAGGCACUGUGUCAACGUUUGGGCUUGAAGCGCUCGCGAAUCAACCUUCCCAUUAGCGGUAUAGGCCAGGCCGCUGUCACUGUACACCAUAGAGUGGAUACCAUUAUUGUUUCUCGUUUUGGCACAUUCGAACAUCCGUUGAACUGCUUGGUGCUGCCAAAGUUGACAGUUUGUUUGCCUAGUCAACAUGUGGAUGUGUCUCGCUGGAAAAUUCCCCCCAACAUACCAUUAGCGGACCCAAGAUUUAAUAUCAGCCGUGGAGUUGACCUGAUUAUUGGAGCGGAACUGUUUUAUACCCUUAUCGAACCGCAUCAGUUCAUUCUUGCUAAUGAAUUUCCUCUGUUGCAGAAAACUCUUCUGGGCUACGUAGUUUCAGGCAAACUCGCUACAACGGAUAAGAAUAAGGUGGUGUGUCACGUCGCAAUGGAACAAGAUUUGAAUAUUCAAUUGGAGCGGUUGUGGGAGAUCGAAAAUUUCGACAUCGGAAAAUCGCCAUCUCAGGAAGAGCAAGAAGUCGAAUCCCAUUUUCGUGAUACAGUGUCCAGAGAUAAGGAUGGACGUUACAUCGUUCGGCUGCCAUUUCGAGAAAAUAUGAUAUCCCUAUUAGAGGACUCUUAUACACCAGCAUUGCGGCGAUUCCUGAUGAUGGAGCGACGAUUUGCGGGAAAUGUGCGUUUACGUGAAGCCUAUACACAGUUCCUGGAAGAUUACGAGCAGUUAGGACAUAUGGAGGAAUGUUCACGUAUUGUAGGCCCGCAGUUUUUUCUCCCCCACCAUGCCAUUCUUCGUCCCGAGAGUAGCACGACAAAAAUUCGCGUCGUCUUUGAUGGUAGCAGUAAGGGAGCAGGCAAGCUUUCGUUGAAUGAUAUUCUCCACAGUGGUCCUACAGUGCAACCUCCUUUGCUGGCUACUGUGAUCAAUUUUCGGAUGCCUCGAUUUGUUUUCACGGCAGACGCAGAAAAAAUGUUCAGGCAGGUCUGGGUGCAUCAAGAAGACCGCAAGUUCCAACAAAUUAUUUGGCGAAAGGAUCCGUCCGGACCACUGAAGUAUUACCAACUGAAAACCGUUACAUAUGGUCUGUCUAGUUCACCCUAUCAUGCUGCCAGGGUCUUAAAUCAACUUGCGGAAGACGAGGGUCAAAAUUUUCCUCGGGCUGCACAAAUUGUUACUAAGCGAAUUUACGUUGACGAUGUUUUAGCUGGUGGCGACGACAUUGAGGAGGUCGCAGCAGAUUGUGCCGAGCUGUGUAAUUUGCUUUCGCUUGGCGGAUUCUCACUAAGGAAGUGGUGUUCAAAUGACUUAGCAGCAUUGAAGCAUGUUCCCCAAGAGCUGUGGGAGGUUGCUUCAGAGUUGGAGAUUGGACGUGCAGAAGGAUUGAAAACUCUUGGCCUCUUGUGGCACCCUCUGUCGGACCAACUGGCCUUCAAAAUUCCAGCGCUGGCGACGACGGACAUCGUGACCAAACGUUUGGUGGUAUCGGAAAUGUCAUCGCUUUUUGACCCGCUCGGAUUAGUCGGACCAGUUGUAGUUAGCGCCAAAAUAUUCGUGCAACGUCUCUGGGUGAAAAAUAUUGGCUGGGAUGAAGAGGUUUCCGAGGAAGAUCGGAUUUGGUGGUUAGGAUUCCGCCAAGAAUUAAUACAGCUUCAGCAACUAAAGAUUCCUCGACGCAUCGUAGGGAACAUCAACCGAGAGUAUACACUACACUGUUUCUGCAACGCCUCCACGAAAGGGUACGGUUGCUGUAUCUAUGUUACGGGCCCAGACAUGGAGGGACAGCUGAUAACGCGACUACUCAUUUCGAAAUCUCGAGUCGCACCUGUACGACCAUUGACAAUUCCUCGUCUAGAGCUUUGCGCUGCUUUAUUAGGAAGUCAGUUGAUGGAAAAGGUUCGAACUACUACAGACUUCACUGGAACUGCAACGUUUUGGACGGACUCGACGAUUGUACUCCAUUGGAUUCGCUCCCCUCCUGCAAUUUGGAAGGUUUUUAUCUCUAAUCGGAUCGCUGAGGUACAACAACUCACCAAAGGAUGCGAAUGGAGACAUGUACCAACUUUCCAAAACCCAGCCGAUCGUGUGUCUCGUGGGACACGUCCUAGCCAGAUUUUGAAUGACACAUUGUGGUGGCAUGCUGCUAGUUUUCUUUCGAAUAUGGUCGAACCCUGGCCAAUCAUAUUGCCAAGUCUAUCUGCACCAACACAGAGAACAUUAAAUACUGAACGACGGGAAAUGGUCGUAUUAACAACAGUCACGAUCGAAGAUGGUUUGUUUGAGCGGUACUCGGAGCUUGGAAGGUUGCUGAGAGUUGUGGCUUGGUGUAUAUGUUUUUUCAACAAUUGUCGGAUCUCAAAGCAACAACGCAUCAUCGAACGUCUACAUUCUAAGGAUAUUGAAGGUGCUUUGAAAAGACUAGUUCGACUAUGCCAGGCAACUACAUUUCCCCAAGAAAUUCGUCAGUUUGAAUUGAAUAACAUUCGACCUAACCACACUGUUGUUUUGGGAAAUAAUUCGCCUCUCAAAAACAUGAAUUUGAUACUGGACGAACAUGGAUUGCUGCGACUUGAUAGUCGUUUAAAAAACCUCAAGGACACGUUCGACCGCAGGUAUCCAAUGGUGUUACCGGCACAUCAUCGUUUCGGGGAAUUGAUAGCGCGAUCAUUGCAUCUUCAGACGGCACACUCCGGCCCGUCAUUAUUAUUGGCAACUAUUCGACAAAGAUUUUGGCCGCUUCGAGGCCGAGAACUUACUCGCAGGACAGUGAGAAAAUGCAUCACAUGUUUUCGCUGCAAUCCAGCACCUUCACAACAACAGAUGGCUCCACUUCCAUCGGUUCGAGUAACUCCUGCUCGUGUCUUCUCAAAGUCCGGUUUGGACUACUGUGGGCCGUUCAAUGUGCGUCCGUUAGUUGGGAGAGAUGCCAACGUUAAAAUGUAUGUUGCGGUUUUUGUAUGCAUGGCGGUGAAAGCAGUGCACUUCGAGGUCGUUCCCGAUUUAACAUCCGCCGCAUGCAUAAAUGCAAUUAAACGGUUCGUAUCUCGUCGUGGGCGUUUGACUGAGUUGCAUUGUGAUAAUGGUACUGCGUUCGUUGGUGCUGAUCGCGAGAUGCAGGACUUACGCAGACGCUACAGACAACAGUUCCAGACAGAUCACUGGGAGAACUACUGCCUUGAGUCGGGAAUCACAUUUCAUUUUAUCCCGGCUCGGUCUCCGCACUUCGGGGGACUCUGGGAGGCCGGAGUAAAGUCUUUUAAGUUCCAUUUCCGCCGUAUCUUUGGUGGUCGAUCGUUCACAGCAGAUGAAUUGAUGACAGCAGCAGUUCACAUCGAGAGCAUACUCAAUUCUCGGCCUCUCACCCCCCUGACAGACCAUCCAGAUGAUCUAGCGGUGUUAACUUCAGGACACUUCCUUAUCGGGGAACCAAUGUUUUCGAUGCCCGAACCCGAUUGCACCGAUCUCAAGGUCACGCGAUUAUCACGUUUCCAGGAAAUGCGUCGUACUGUUCAAAAUUUCUGGAAAUGUUGGUCCAGGGAUUACCUCGGUCAGCUGCAUCAACGCGCGAAAUGGAAGAACCCCAAUGACAACAUUCAGCUAGGUGCACUUGUGUUGUUGAAGCAGGAUAAUCUACCACCAUUUCUAUGGAACCUUGGUCGGGUAGUAAAGACUUUUGCAGGCGACUCUGGAUUGGUGCGUGUUGUUUUGGUGAAAACCGCUCGAGGACUUUACAAGCGAGCAAUUACGGAAGUCCGUCAUCUCCCAAUAGAAAUAGCUGAUGACUCAGGCAGUUAUUCGAAUGUCUCAGCAGACUAUCAAGAGCAAUAG
Molecule: messenger RNA, 5376 nt
Organism: Topomyia yanbarensis
Lineage: Eukaryota; Metazoa; Arthropoda; Insecta; Diptera; Culicidae
Exons: 1
Coding region: 1-5376 (1791 amino acids)
Biological process (GO): DNA integration
Molecular function (GO): zinc ion binding; nucleic acid binding
Source: RefSeq, a predicted model, not a curated record